CGCAGCCGGGCCGAGCCGGCGGCCGAGGGCGCCGCGCCGCCCCCUUCCCGCGAGGAGGCGCCGCAGCGCGCUGACGCCACUGUCGACUUCCCGCUGAGGCUGGAUCAGCGUGUGGCGCCGUACAGCACCCCGGUAGACCUAGCCAGCGUGGCACGCAGCGUGAGCACCCUGCUCUGCAGCUCCAACAGCCAGGCGGCCAGCUACACGGCUGAAGAAGUGCGCGACAUGCCGGCCGGCGAGCCGCUGACCGGGUCACGUCGGACUCAGCCACCCGACAGCGGCGGCCCGGCCGGCCCGGCAGGCGGCGCCGGCCCCGGCCUGGCCAACGGUCAGCGACACGGUUCGGCCACCACGCAAGCCGUCGGCCGCGCUCGCAAGCACAAGAAAAAGGAGGAGCCGCAGGUGCUGACGGAGACGGUGGACGGCUACCGGGGCAACGACGACUUCGACACACUGAUGGGCUUCAUCGAGUCCAGCGACAAGAAAGACAAGAACGGCAAAAAGUCGGACAAGAGCGGCAAGAAGGAGACCAAGGGCCGCAAGAACGGCGUGCGCGGUGAGGAGGACCGCAGCGAUGGCUUCGUGCAGGACUUCUACAGCGUCACCACCGACUCGAACGCCAUCGAGGAGACCGAGUUUCACGUGGAGAGCCAGCCGGCGGCGGUGCCGGGGCGGAUGCGUGACGCCGAGACGUCCACCGACUUUAUAGACGGCGUGGGCCCGAUCUUCGGCGAGCGGUCGUCGCCCAAGGGCCGCCGGCUGACGGUCUGA
This is a messenger RNA of Pollicipes pollicipes, 771 nucleotides long. RefSeq lists its product as uncharacterized. The record is from RefSeq and is a predicted model, not a curated record. The transcript has 8 exons. The coding region runs from base 226 to 771 and encodes 181 amino acids. Lineage: Eukaryota; Metazoa; Arthropoda; Thecostraca; Pollicipedomorpha; Pollicipedidae.